AUGUUUUACAUUUGGGAUUUGGCGAAGAAGAAACAAGGGUACGAUAAUGGAGCCAACAUGCGCGGAAAAUAUAAUGGUGUGCAAGCCAGAAUUCGUCAACUAAAUCCUCGAGCUUUUUUCGUUCCUUGUAGUGCCCACUCGCUCAACUUGGUAUUGAACGAUGCAGCUAAUUGUUGUAUGGAGGCUGUCGCAUUUUUUGAUUUAAUUCAAGGCAUUUAUAACUUUUUCUCAGCAUCAACUUACCGUUGGAGUAUAUUAUUAAACCACCUAAGUGAUCUGACUAUAAAACCGUUAAGUGCCACUCGUUGGGAAAGCAGGGUCGGUGCCGUACGGGCACUUCGAUUUCAGACUAGUGGAGUUUACGAUGCACUAAUUGAAAUCGCAGAAGACAAUACAUUAACUACUGCACCACAAGUCAAGAGUCGCGCAGAGGCUAAGGGAAUAGCCAGAAAUAUUUCAAAUUUCAAAUUUGUUUGCUCCUUGGUAUUGUGGUAUGACAUUUUAUUCCAAAUUAAUAUUGUCAGCAAAAUGCUCCAAUCACAGGCUUUAGACUUGUCGCUUGCUCUAGAGCAUUUAAACGCUACCAAAUCUUUCCUAUGCGAUUAUCGCUGUGAUGAAGAAUUUGCCGCAAUGGUUGAAAAUGCAAAAAAAUUGGCAGUUGAACUAGAAAUUUUUGAAGGAUUUGAUGUGGAUGAUCCCGUACGCGUACGCAGAAAGAGUAGACAAUUCCUAUACGAAGGUCGUGAUGAACCGAUAGUAUCACCAGAACAAAACUUCAGAGUAUCUUUUUUCAAUCGAAUAUUGGACAUCGCAAUUCAAGCAAUAAAUGAAAGAUUUACGCAAUUAUCGGAAUAUAACGAGUUAUUUGGGUUUCUUUACAAUAUCGGCAGCAAACCCUUAACGGAUGAUGAGUUAUUGAAACACUGUAAGGACUUGCAUUUAGCGCUUAUGUCUGAUGGCCAAUCUGAUAUCAACGGGGUCAAACUUUGGUAUGAAAUUAAAGCUAUUGGAAGACGACUUGAUACUUCCAAUAGCGAUCCAAAAAGUGUAUUAAAAUGUAUUUACACAUCUAAUGUUGUCGAAGUAUUCCCAAACCUUUCGAUAGCUCUUCGCAUACUACUAACGUUACCAGUCACAGUUGCUAGUGCUGAAAGAAGCUUUUCAAAGCUGAAAAUAAUAAAAUCCUAUUUGAGAUCACAAAUGUGUCAAGAUCGUUUAGUUGGUCUAGCUACGAUUUCCAUCGAGAAAGAAAUUGCUGAUCAUUUGGACAUAGAAGAUUUGGUUAAAGAUUUCGCAGAAUUAAAAGCUAGGAAAAUUCACUUUUAA
Hydra vulgaris (swiftwater hydra) is the source of this 1326-nucleotide messenger RNA. Its product is annotated as zinc finger MYM-type protein 1-like. The record is from RefSeq and is a predicted model, not a curated record. NCBI's taxonomy places the organism in Eukaryota, Metazoa, Cnidaria, Hydrozoa, Anthoathecata, Hydridae. Gene Ontology annotation, molecular function: protein dimerization activity.